AUGCAGUCUCAGAGGAUCCCGGGGAGAAAGCGAGGCCGACCCCCGCUUCACUCAACACCUAUGAAGAUGGCGGUUCAUAACCUUUAUUCCGCUUCAGCUGGCUCUUUGCCAGCAGUGAAGAUUCCAAAGAAAAGAGGGCGGAAGCCUGGGUACAAGCUCAAGUCUCGGGUUCUUAUGACUCCUUUAGCCCUCUCACCUCCGCGAAGCACACCGGAGCCCGACCUCAGCUCCAUCCCUCAGGAUGCAGCCACCAUACCCAGCUUGGCGGCCCCACAGGCUCUCACAGUCUGCCUCUACAUCAACAAGCAAGCCAACACAGGGCCGUACCUGGAGAGGAGGAAGCUGCAGCAGCUCCCCGAGCGCUUUGGGCCUGAGAGGCCAUCGGCGGUCUUACAGCAAGCCGUACAAGCGUGCAUCGACUGUGCCCACCAGCAGAAGCUGGUCUUCUCCCUGGUCAAACAGGGCUAUGGUGGCGAGAUGGUGUCAGUCUCGGCGUCCUUCGACGGGAAACAGCACCUGCGGAGCCUGCCCGUGGUGAACAGCGUCGGAUAUGUCCUCCGCUUCCUCGCCAAGCUGUGCCGAAGCCUCCUGUGUGAUGACCUCUUCAGCCACCAGCCUUUCCCUAGGGGCUCCGGUGGCUCUGAGGAAGCCCAGGCCAAGAAGGAAGGUAGGAUGGAGUCAGCAAAAACAGCCACCACUGAGGAGUGCCUGGUGAACCCUGUAGGCAUGAACCGCUACAGCGUGGACCCCUCUGCCUCCGCCUUUAGCCACAGGGGCUCCUUGCCCACCUCCUCCUCGCUGUACUGCAAGAGGCAGAACUCUGGAGAUGGCCACCUUGGGGGAGGCCUGGCCACCACAGCCAGUGGUCCCCGCUCCAGCCCCAUGUCCUCUGGAGGCCCCUUGGCACCUGGACUGAGGCCCCCAGGCUCCAGCCCCAAGAGAAACGGGACCUCUCUUGAAGGAAACCGAUGUGCCUCGAGCCCUUCCCCCGACGGGCAGGACGCCAGGCGGCCGAGGAGCAGGAACCCGUCCACCUGGACUGUGGAGGAUGUGGUCUGGUUUGUGAAGGACGCUGACCCGCAGGCUCUGGGUCCUCACGUGGAGCUCUUCAGAAAGCAUGAGAUUGAUGGCAAUGCACUCUUGUUGCUGAAGAGCGAUAUGAUCAUGAAGUACUUGGGUCUGAAACUGGGACCCGCGCUGAAACUCUGCUACCAUAUUGAUAAACUGAAGCAAGCCAAAUUCUGAAGGUUUUUACAAAGAUAGAAGCGAAAUCCAGACAACAGGUCUCAAGAUCAUCUUCUGCCUUACCAACAUCCAGCCACCAUCACAAAAUGGAUUCUCUCCUGAAAAAUAACAGCCACAAAGACUGGGUCUUUCUUUAAACCUUGUGCAUCUCUGCCUUUUAAAAAAAUUCAACAUGGCCCUUUUGAAAGGCUCUUCUGUGUUAAUGAUUUGCCAAAAAAAAUAAUGGAAAAGCCUAUUAUUUUAGCAUUUCUGAUAGGUUGGUUGCUCUGAGAAUGGGUCCUAUUUUUACGAUGAGAGAUCAGGGAACCCAGUGCUACAGACCACGGAGAACCCUGGAGGGUUCCAAGGAGGUGAGAAGAAAGACCUUUGCCUCUACAGGGACUCCACCAUAGCACCACCUGUCUUUAACUCUGCCCCAGGGACCUGUCAUUGUGAGCCUUGCUUAAUUCAGCUCUGGAAGCUGUCUUCUGAGGAAACAUGCCUCCUCACCUUGCACUAUCUGGAAAACUUGAAUUCUUUUGCUCUCUG
Molecule: messenger RNA, 1773 nt
Organism: Odobenus rosmarus divergens (Pacific walrus)
Lineage: Eukaryota; Metazoa; Chordata; Mammalia; Carnivora; Odobenidae
Gene: SCML4
Product: sex comb on midleg-like 4 (Drosophila)
Exons: 7
Coding region: 1-1245 (414 amino acids)
Molecular function (GO): protein binding
Source: RefSeq, a predicted model, not a curated record